AUGAGUAUCAACGGCAACGACUUGGCCAAGGUGCAGGCAAAGGGACAGCCUAAGAUUCUUAAACCUGUUAAAAGCUUUGAAUGGGAUGAAUACCUAAAGGCACAAAAUGGCGUCCCGGCGCCGAGCGAGUGCUUCAAUCAGCCACCCGAGCCGCCAGUUAACGAAUUUCGAGUGAAUCAGAAACUAGAACUCAACAGUCCAACCAAUGACUUUGAUUUCGUUCACCUGGCAUCAGUGGUUAGCUAUGUCGGCCCACGAUUGCAGUUAAGAUUGGACGGCUGUGAUAGCAGUAAUGACAUUUUUGAGUUAGUUGAUUCGCAAGCAAUCCAUCCAGUCGGUGCACGUCUCGAGCGGAAAAAGUACUUUGCAGCUCCGCUCCGCUUUCGAAAAGACGCUGCUUCGUACAAUUCGUUUUGCAAGUCAAUCCUGAAGAGUGCUGAAUUUGCACCAAAGACUGCUUUCAAAAAGCCUCCUCAGGAGCCUCGUGAAAACCUCUUCAAGCAAGGCAUGAAACUGGAGGCAGUCGAUCAAAAGCACCCGUCCAAUAUCUGUCCUGCAACAAUCGCCGCAGUCGACAAGGACCAUGUGACGAUUCAUCUUGACGGAUGGGACGACAGCAACGACUACAAGUGCAGCUACAAAGCCCGAACUUUGUUUCCCGUCGGUUGGUGCAAAAAGACGGGCAACCUUUUGCAGCAACCUGGACCAAAAGCUGAAAUUCACGUUAAAACGGAAAGUGAUAGCACCAAUAGUAAUCUCAAGACGGACGAAAAGGAAGUCAGUACUGCUGUCAGAGCGUCCACCUCUACCGCAGGUGACGUCAACAAGAAAGACAAAGAGACCAGUCAAGUAGAACAGCCGUUAUCGACUGUCAACAAAGCUAGCGUGGUCACUGUGACAAACAAUCAAACGCUGCAUCCGAAGAAUACUGUUAUAAACAACAAAAAUGAAGCAAAGCUGACGACGCCUAAGCCGCUCACUGGCGCUGAGAUGAACAAUACACAAAAUAACAAUCGAGGGUUCAAGCGACCGCAACCUCCGCUGAUGAACUCCGAACCGCGAAAAUCGCAAGCAGUGAUGCAUACAAUGAAACCAUGCAUUAUGUCACAAAACAAUUCGUCGUUUCACACCUUCAACAAAUCGACAACACAGACGACUGUUGUGCCGAAUCCCCUUAUCAUGUCGCAGCAAGGUCAGUUUUUGGUGGGGUCAUUACAGUCCAAAGUACCCAUAUCGCAAAACGCUGCUUUGACUUUAAACAAUAACAAUAACAACGCUGUUAUUCUGACGACAAAUCACGUGCCAGUUGUUAAUGCAUGCAAAAAGCCGUCAGCCAUCUCAACCCAUAAUGGUAAUUUACCCGACCCAAACAUAGUGGAAAAUUGGACAGAGGAUGAGGUGAUUGCAUUUCUUAGUUCGAUGUUACCCGAUUUCAGCAAGUACGAAAGCCUUUUCAGAUCUCAAGAAAUCGAUGGAAAAGCAUUUCGCCUCUUGACAAAUGAGUUUCUCAUUAAGUAUAUGGGCAUUAAACUUGGUUGCUCUCUCAAGAUAUGCAACAUAGUGGACCAGAUUAAUGGGUCGGACUAA
Molecule: messenger RNA, 1587 nt
Organism: Rhagoletis zephyria (snowberry fruit fly)
Lineage: Eukaryota; Metazoa; Arthropoda; Insecta; Diptera; Tephritidae
Source: RefSeq, a predicted model, not a curated record